Molecule: messenger RNA, 1175 nt
Organism: Drosophila teissieri
Lineage: Eukaryota; Metazoa; Arthropoda; Insecta; Diptera; Drosophilidae
Product: mitochondrial 2-oxoglutarate/malate carrier protein
Exons: 1
Coding region: 106-1011 (301 amino acids)
Biological process (GO): thiosulfate transport; malate transmembrane transport; phosphate ion transmembrane transport
Molecular function (GO): malate transmembrane transporter activity; thiosulfate transmembrane transporter activity; succinate transmembrane transporter activity
Source: RefSeq, a predicted model, not a curated record
UCAUUCAAUCCCAACAAGGAUUGCCAUUCUUAGCCUUUUAAAAUUAGUUUCGGUUCAAAUAACUUUCUUAAAUUCGAAUUUCUUUACUUCAACCUUACUUUUACCAUGGCGUACAGCAUUGAAAAGAGAUCGAUACCCGGCUACAUGAUGUACAUCAAUGGCGGUCUAGCCGGAAUGAUGGGCACCUGCAUUGUGCAACCAUUGGAUUUGGUGAAGACCAGAAUGCAAAUCUCGGCCACGACGGGCGAGUACAAGAGCUCCUUCGAUUGUCUACUGAAGGUGUUUAAAAACGAGGGCAUUCUUGCCUUGUAUAAUGGCUUGAGUGCUGGACUGAUGCGACAGGCCACGUACACGACAGCCCGCAUGGGCUUCUACCAAAUGGAGAUCGACUCCUAUCGCAAGCACUUCAAUGCACCGCCCACUGUGCUGGCCAGCAUGGGCAUGGGCAUUCUGGCCGGCGCUUUUGGCGCCAUGUUCGGCAAUCCGGCGGAGGUGGCCCUGAUCCGGAUGAUGUCCGAUAACCGUUUGCCGCCGGAGGAGAGACGCAACUACAAGGGCGUCGUGAACGCCUUUGUGCGGAUCGCGAAGGACGAGGGAGUGACCAGCUUGUGGAAGGGAUGCAUGCCCACUGUGGGUCGUGCGAUGAUCGUCAACAUGGUUCAGCUGGCAUCGUACUCGCAGUUGAAGGCAGCCUUCUCGAAUUACUUCUCGGGACUUCCGCUACACAUCGCCGCCGCCAUGAUGUCCGGUCUGUUGACCACCAUUGCCUCAAUGCCGCUGGACAUGGCCAAAACGCGCAUCCAGCAGCAGAAGACGGCCGAGUACAAGGGCACCAUGGAUGUCCUGAUGAAGGUCAGCAAGAACGAGGGAGUUGCCGCGCUGUGGAAGGGCUUUACGCCCUAUUUGUGUCGCUUAGGGCCGCACACGGUGUUUGCUUUUAUAUUCCUGGAACAACUCACCAAGGCCUACAAGCAUUUUGUGCUCGGCGACGAUUCCGAAUCGAACAUAUAAGUCUGUAAGGGCCCUAAUUGAUUGCCAAAAUCAAUAGUCAACUUGGAGAAUAUCUCCCACUUUGUAUUGCCACAACAAAACAAACCAAUGUAUUAUUUUCAUCAUACAAAUUAGGUUUGAAAUGAAAAUAUAGUUCACUGAUUUCAUGUUCUUUCUUUAAAUAA